This is a messenger RNA of Malurus melanocephalus (red-backed fairy wren), 873 nucleotides long. RefSeq names its product epiregulin (gene EREG). Lineage: Eukaryota; Metazoa; Chordata; Aves; Passeriformes; Maluridae. The record is from RefSeq and is a predicted model, not a curated record. Gene Ontology annotation, biological process: positive regulation of cell population proliferation; epidermal growth factor receptor signaling pathway; positive regulation of mitotic nuclear division. Bases 69 to 530 code for a protein of 153 amino acids. The transcript has 5 exons.
ACCGCUCCGCUGCUGCUCCCUCCCUCGGCUSUCUUCCUGCCGCCUCUGCUCCCCGGUGACCGAGGGCGAUGGACGCCGGCUGUCUGCGGGCCCGCAGCCUGCUGCUCUUCCUCGGUUACCUAUUGCAAGCAGUCCUGRGCACAACAGUGAUCCCAUUAUGUGGGCCUGGUGAAAUGGAGAACUGCACAACAGCACUCAUCCAGACAGAGAACAGCCCRCGUGUGGCCCAAGUUGGAAUAACGAGAUGCAAGCCUGAAAUGAAGGACUACUGCUUCCAUGGGCAGUGUGUGUACAUCGUGGACUUGGAUGAGCACUACUGCAGGUGUGACGUGGGCUUCUCGGGAGUGCGGUGUGUGCACUCGGAGCUGGUGCGGCAGCCCCUCAGCAAGGAGUACGUGGCACUGACCGUCAUCGUGGUGCUGCUCUUUGUCGCCGCCAUCUCUCUGGCCAGCUAUUACAUCUGCAGGAGGUACCGAAACAAGAGGAGACAAACAAAUGCCAGUGAAUACAAGGAAGUUGGUGCCCUAUAGGAGAAGCUGUGGCUUYCUGCAGUUCAUCUGGAUGGACUCAGUGGCUUCCCAUCUAUUUAAACGUUAUUUUUAUUAAUAAUAUUUACAAUAUUUAUAACCUUUUAAAAAUUUCAAUUGUUUGGUGAUUCACUCAGCAUAGGUCAAGCAUUUUAUUUUCAGUUCAGUGUUUUAUUUUUUUAUUGAAUAAUAUUUCCUAAAGGGAACCCCACUGCAGCGGUUCUUUGGGAUAGAGAUAUAUUUUUAUAAAAACUCAUCUUCUUGCUCUGGAGAGAAGAAUUUUAUAUUUAUUCUUGUGAAUAUGCACAAAGCAACUGUAUUCCUUGAAAUAAAAGUUCUAGACAAA